UUUCUCGCCACAUAAUUUUACAUGGAGACCUGUCAAUGAGCCCUUAGAUUUCGCUUUGAAGCCCGCAAGGCAAGAGUAGUUUCAUAUCUGGAAAAAUAAAAUUAGAGGAAAAGCUCUCCGAACUGGUUAGCCGUAAUGACGACCGCUGGGAUUUGUUGAUUGGUUCGCUUCAUCACCAUUCUUCCCGGCCAACAUGGCUGCUAACAACGAUGUGGAUAAGAGAGAAAAACAGUCUCCAAAAUUAGUUGUUGCAAUGGCUGAUUUCGUCGCAGAAGAUAACACUCAAUUGAGCUUCAACGAAGGUGACGAAAUGACUAUUUUAAGCGAGAGUUCCAGUGUUUGGUGGUGGGCCGAACUAGAUGAAAUAUGUGGAUAUGUUCCGGUGUCCUAUGUGGUACCUGUUUCUGAGUACCUAUCUCGGCACACACAGAAUCACGAUUGGCAGGAUGAAGAGUACUUUGGAGCAUACGGCAAAGUGAAAAUCCACCUUGAGAUGUUAAGCGAUCAUCCAAGAACUCUUGCUUAUCGAAACGCCAUCCAAAAGCAUCGAGAUGUUUUCAUUGGAAAAACUGUCUUAGAUGUUGGAUGUGGUUCAGGGAUUCUGAGCUUGUUUUGUGCUAAAGAUGGAAAGGCAAGUAAAGUUUACGCUGUGGAUGGAAGUGUAGAUAUCGGGGAACUGACCAAAGAACUCGUUGAAAGAAACGAUUUACACAAGAUAAUCACCGUUAUCACAGGAAAGAUUGAAGAAAUUGAGUUACCAGAGAAAGUUGACAUUAUUAUCUCUGAGUGGAUGGGUACGUUCCUUGUUUUCGAGUUUAUGAUCGACACAGUGCUGUAUGCACGAGACAGAUGGUUGAAGCCUGAUGGUGUGAUAUGGCCUUCAAAUGCAAAGUUAUUUGUUGUACCUUGUUGUGCAGAAGAAGCUUAUAAAGAGAAAGUUACUGCAUGGAACAAUCAAUAUGGUUUUGAUUUUUCUCCUUUUCUUAACAGAGCUAAGACAGAAGUUCUUAACAGACCUUUGCAUAACCAUGAGCUUGACCCAAGGGACUGCUUGUCUCAAGGAGCAGUUCUUUUGGAUAUUGACAUGUCCACGUUUGUGAAGGAAAAUCUUGAACUGAUGUCGGAAAAUUUUGAGUUUGUGAUUAGUAAGGAAGGUACAUUACAUGGGCUGUGUUCAUGGUUCAGUGUAACUUUUGGAGGGAUACCCAUCACAGAUACAUCAGAAUGUGUGAUACUGUCAACAGCACCUGAUCAAGAACAAACUCACUGGAAACAAAAUCUUUUUCUACUAGAAGAGCCAGUGACUGUUCAUGUUGGUAAUUUUAUUGAAGGUUCUGCCACCUUGAGGCGAAAUCCUAAAUAUAGACGGCAUAUGAAUGUCACUUUUGAAUUUAAUAUUUUUACUAGUGAUUCAAAAGGAGAAAUUGUUUAUAGCAAUAAGAAAAAAUAUUUUAUUUGGAGAUAGCAGAUUUUAGUAUGUCUUGAGAGAGUUAAGUAUCUCCAUGCUAUAUAAGCCUAAUGUAAGAAGAAAAAAAAUCCUGAAUAACAAAAACUACUUAGUAGCAGAUGUUUAAAGCAGAUUUUGGACACCAGGACAGUUUUUCAAUCAAACACAUAAAGGUUUAUUAAGUAAAAUUCUUCAUACAGUUUUCUAUUAAAAGAAGAGAUAAAUUGAUACUGUUGACAGUUGUAUUAGUAAGGAUUGGUAAGGUCUCGCAUUAGGUCGGCCAGUCGUUCUGAAGCUUGAACUGUCAGCUUAUGUUUUGCUCCCAGCUGAGAUCUAUAAGCUUGUAAAAUAACAAAUUCAUUUUACAAUAUUAACCUAUGCAUUAAGAAAGUAACUUGAAAUGUAAAAGUAUGUGAAAAAGGUUGUUACUUGUAAGUGUUAUGUACACUCAAAUCAUGAAAAAUUUCCAAAUCCUUUCUUUUAGCUAUGUGACAGGCAAGAUUGUACUCUGGAAUUGAAUUCCAGCCAUCCUUAGGGGUAUGUGGUCGGGACUAGAUGCCAAACCUCUCAUUUUACAGAUAAAGGGCACAAUAUGCUGGCAUAGAACUUGAAUUCUGCAUGUUUUUUUGAUAAUAUGUUUUAGUAAUAUCUGGUAAAAUUUCCAGUACCUUGAGCUGUUCUCAGUACAAUAGGAUAAGCCUCUUCCUGGAUACUGAUCAAUAAAGACCUUGGAAGCUAAAAUAAUAAUAUUUCAGUCCGGCAUUUGCUACAAUACAACAAUCAUUUCUUAUACAUUUAAUCACAGGGAAUGAUACAAUUUUUUCCUUUAAUUGCUUCCAUUUGAUCAGUAAUCUCCAGCACCUACCUCAGUUUUGAUUCGGUCAGCUGCUCUAUCCAUAAAUUCUUGGUGCUUGGCAUCCUGAAAUAGUAAAAACAAUUCAAGAACUUUAUCUUGCCUGAAAAAAGAAACAUUUAGGACAUUACAUUUUUACCUUAAACUUAUGGCAAGGAGGCCUUAUACCACAAGU
Molecule: messenger RNA, 2475 nt
Organism: Pocillopora verrucosa
Lineage: Eukaryota; Metazoa; Cnidaria; Anthozoa; Scleractinia; Pocilloporidae
Product: protein arginine N-methyltransferase 2-like
Biological process (GO): peptidyl-arginine methylation
Cellular component (GO): nucleus
Molecular function (GO): protein binding; protein-arginine N-methyltransferase activity
Source: RefSeq, a predicted model, not a curated record